GACAGCAUGCUGAGGGAGCUGGAGAGCAAGACUGACCAGGUGGCCUCCUCUAUACACUCACUCCCAGCAAAGCUGCAGCAAACAGCAACUCAGAGUCAAGAAAUAUAUAACGAGCUGCCAGAGGUGAAGAGUGCGGUGACAAACCUCGGGGCAUCGAUGACUAGACUGUCAACGGAAAUACAUGGUGCAGUUAGUCUACAUGACCAGAGGCUGCAGGGACUUGAAGUGGCCGUGAAUAACAUGUCAUCCUCACUAGACACGAUUCCCUCUCAGCUGCAACAAACGGUGACACAAGAGGGUGGCAGGAUGACCUCUCUGGAACAGUCAGUCACAAGACUCUCCACCUCUAUGAACGCAAUGUCUUCUGACCUCCAGGAGAAAGAUCAAAAACUCAUGACAGCACUGGCUAACCUCACAGCUGAGAUCUUGAGCAUCAAGCAGCAUAACGUUACUUUCAAGAACCCUUGCCAGAGCAACUGGAUUGCCAAGGGGUCCAGUUGCUACCUCUUUUCUUCUAACAAGCUGGCCUGGCAUGCUGCUAGAGACUAUUGUAGGACACAAGGAGGCUUGCUCCUAAUCUUAAACGAUGCAGAGGAGUGGACAUUCAUUACCACAAACUCGGUACCUGAAUACUACUGGGUGGGCCUCACAGACGAGAUCAAUGAGGUGUGGCGAUGGGUGGACGGCACUCCGCUUGUGAUGGAUAAAAGCCAGUGGGAGCCUGGCCAGCCAGACAACUGGACACACCAUGGUCUAGGGGGAGGAGAGGACUGUGCAUCACUGGAGGAUCAAGCCAAGCUGAACGAUGCCCACUGCAUAGAACCACGCAGAUACAUCUGUGAGAAAGCAGCCGCUGAAGUCUGAGAAGGGGCCUUUUUGUCAUGACGUCAUACCUUCGAUUCAAUGCAAUCGAAGCAAGUGGCAUCCGGUGACAACUACACAUGUUACCGUUUAUAGUUUUCUGUCUGAAACUGGUAAUCAUUUAGCCUGAUAAACCAGCCUAAAUGUGAGACCGGAGUAAUUUAGUCUGGCCCCGAUGAACGAUACCUCCGAAGAUGGUUGAUGAGAACAACCUGUUGUUUUUUCAAACCGUGCCGGCACUCUGACCAAUCGGUGAUCUUUGCCGUUGAUGUACUUUCCCAACGGUGUUGCGAGGUUCGUCGUCACUUCCUCAAAACCCCGGCCACUUUAAUUCAAAACAAAUCGCUGCGUUGUGAUUGGUUUUGCCAGACUCAGGGCACAGCGUUCAAAACGUUCUCAGAUCCGAGGCCAGACCCACUCACUAGCUGAACAAUUUCGGCGUCCAGCGGGUGGCGUUAGUUUACCAGGCUAGUAAUCAUUUAUACAUGCAUCGCUUCAAAAAACUGAAUUUGUUUGACAUCAUUAUGAGAAUUUAGUAGAAAGUAGGUGGGGCACAAGUGUCAUCCGGUGACAAGGAUACAUGUUAGUAACAGUUACAUUUUUUAGUUUUCUGUCUGAAACUGGUAAUCAUUUAUACAUGUUUCGCUUCAAAAAACUGCAUUUCUUUGACAUCAUUACGAGAAUUUAGUAGAAAGUAGGUGGGGCAGACUUUCAAGAUAUUUCGGCUCCACACACACACACACACACACACACACACACACACACACA
This is a messenger RNA of Engraulis encrasicolus (European anchovy), 1629 nucleotides long. Its product is annotated as C-type lectin domain family 10 member A-like. Gene Ontology annotation, molecular function: signaling receptor activity. Lineage: Eukaryota; Metazoa; Chordata; Actinopteri; Clupeiformes; Engraulidae. The record is from RefSeq and is a predicted model, not a curated record. Bases 7 to 864 code for a protein of 285 amino acids. The transcript has 8 exons.